AUGUAUGAGAGAGCAAGGGGUACUCUCAUAGGUAAGAAAGCAUGUAGGAGAGAGCAGCUGUGCAAUCCCUUUGUUUAUCUACUCUUGAGUACUCUUAUCAGGAAUGGGAAUCAAGAAAUAAAAAACGAAAUCAAGCAACUCCGUAGUGAAUUCUCGCACGAAGUUGAAAAUAUUAACGAAAAAAUCAACAGUCUGCAACUGGAAUCCGAUAAACUAAAAUCAAAAGUCUGUAACCUAGAGAAAAAAUCGAAAAAAUACAAUCUCGUUGUAUAUGGUAUCAAGGAAACCGAACCAAAUCCAAUAAAACAAGUUCUUGAAAUUAUUAAUAAUACCAUAGAAGUCAAUUGCGACAUAAAAGAUCUUCGGGACACUUAUAGAGUUGGACGGCUGAAGGAGGGAAGUAUUCGCCCAAUAAUUUGUGAGGUUGUGAACUAUCAAUUGAAGCAGGAAAUUCUCAUCCAGUCCAAAACCCACUGGAGUGUACUGAAGCAACGUCAAAUAUAUUUUUCCCAUGAUUAUCCCGAAGACGAAUACAAAAAACGGAAAUUUAUGAAUGAACGUAGGAAAGAAGCUUUAGCAAGAAACACACCCGCAUUCUUCAGAAAAAACGUGCUAGUCAUAAACGGGAAAGAUUAUACAUACGAAGAUUUUAAAUUAAAUCCCCAAGAAAAUCUCACUGAACAAGGGCAAAAUACAGGUUCGAUUACACCAGGUGUCACCGCCGCUGCUGAGAAUAAAUUUAACUUCAAACGCAAACAGGAAGAAGAAGCAAGAAACGAAGACUUGAAGAUUCUGAAAAAAACAACUCGCUCUCAGAAAAAAUAA
Messenger RNA from Phaedon cochleariae (mustard beetle), 825 nucleotides. NCBI's taxonomy places the organism in Eukaryota, Metazoa, Arthropoda, Insecta, Coleoptera, Chrysomelidae. The record is from the annotation of a GenBank genome assembly.